Molecule: messenger RNA, 1398 nt
Organism: Darwinula stevensoni
Lineage: Eukaryota; Metazoa; Arthropoda; Ostracoda; Podocopida; Darwinulidae
Source: the annotation of a GenBank genome assembly
GAUCAAUGGCGUCUCGCACGGGGCGCGAGUUACAGAAAAAUCUCCUUUCCUGUCCAGUGAACGAGAGGACAGGGUUUCGCACUUGCUUUUAGUGCAUUCUGAUUUGGAGUUUACAAUCUCUCACAUUGUCUUCGGGAGUAUACAUGGAUCAGUUUGAAAGAGUGGAGAAGAUCGGCGAGGGCACGUACGGCGUUGUUUACAAAGCCAAGGACCUGAAGUCUCCCGACGGGAGAUUAGUUGCCCUCAAGCGGAUACGAUUGGAUAUGGACUCUGAAGGAUUUCCCAGUACAGCUCUUCGUGAAAUCUCAUUGUUGAGAGAACUGGAUCAUCCGAAUAUAGUUUAUUUGGAGGAUGUGAUCUUCUCAGACAACAAAGUCUACAUGGUGUUUGAGUAUGUGGAUAAUGAUCUUAAAAGAGUGUUUGAUUCUGCUUCAGAUGGUCUAUCCAUUCCAACAGUCAAGAGCUACCUCAAGCAGCUCCUGCAGGCCAUUGCUUACUGUCACUCACAUCGAAUCUUUCAUCGAGAUAUCAAGCCCCAAAAUAUCCUCAUAUCAAAGGAGGGCACAUUGAAACUGGCAGACUUUGGCCUAGCCCGGUGUUUUGGAGUCCCUUUGCGUCAGUUCACUCAUGAAGUUGUGACUCUGUGGUAUCGAGCACCGGAAGUCCUACUUGGGACCCAUAUAUAUUCUACUGCUAUUGACAUCUGGAGCAUUGGCUGUAUUUUUGCUGAAAUGCUUCUGAAAAAAGCUCUGUUUCCUGGAGAUUCAGAGAUCGACCAACUGUUCAGAAUCUUCCGCACCUUGGGAACUCCCGAUGAAGAAGUCUGGCCUGGGGUCACUAGGCUGUCUGAUUUCAAGGCUACUUUUCCAAAAUGGGCACCACAAGACCUUUCCUCAAUCAUUUCUUCCCUUGACAAUGAUGGCCUUGAUCUUCUUAAGAAAAUGCUGCUUUACCAUCCAUCAUCUCGGAUUCGUGCCAAGGAUGCCUUGAGACAUCAAUGGCUAGUCAACCCCAGUCACCUCGACCUCUCUCCCCGUCCAUUGAAACGAAUGAAAAUUUCUUAGGAGGCCUUGAUUGUACCUGAAUGCUUGCUUCAAAACCUGCACCUUAUUAUUUGAUCUCAAAAAUGUCAGAAUUUCAAGCCUCUCAACAUGUUUCUUCAAAUUCUUUUGUGCCAAUUCUGCAACCUGCACUCAGGACCAUGAAUUAGACAUGUUGAGGCUCCAGUGCCACCAUGUGAUCUCUUCUCAACAUGCCAGUCUCGUUGUGGCUUGCAUUUUUGCUCACUCAGAAUUUUCACAAUUUUUUUGCAUAUUGCUCCAUUGCACCAUUGCUCAAUGUAAGAGUUUAUUCUCAGCAUGAGGAAAGACUCUGUUUUAACUGUUUCUUCCUAGUCGG